This is a messenger RNA of Naumovozyma castellii, 1329 nucleotides long. RefSeq names its product phosphatidate cytidylyltransferase (gene CDS1). The record is from RefSeq and is a predicted model, not a curated record. Bases 1 to 1329 code for a protein of 442 amino acids. Lineage: Eukaryota; Fungi; Ascomycota; Saccharomycetes; Saccharomycetales; Saccharomycetaceae. The transcript has a single exon.
AUGCUAGAUACCCCUACAAAGCAGACUCCAACACCUGAAGUGGAAAUGAGUGUCAUGUCUGAGACGAAAACAAGUAACGUGGAUAAGGUAAUUAAUGCCGAAGACCCUAAGAAAGAUGAAACUCCUACCACCAUUAAGGAAAACAAGAAAUCGAAUUUCAUUAUAAGAACAAUCUGGACCUUUGUGAUGAUUGGAGGAUUUUUUGCCACAUUGGCAUCCGGUCACAUAUGGUGUGUCCUUUUAAUUGUUUGGUGUCAAAUUGCUACGUUCAAGGAAUGUAUUGCUGUCACAAGUGCAUCAGGACGUGAGAAGAACCUACCCUUGACAAGAACUUUGAAUUGGUAUUUCCUCUUUACCACAAUUUAUUAUUUGGAUGGUACGUCGUUGUUCAAUUUUUUCAACAGCUCAUUUUAUGAAUACCGUUUUCUUUCUAUUAUCGCUGCAAAUCAUAAGUUUAUCUGUUACUGUUUAUAUGUGAUGGGUUUUGUGCUGUUUGUUUGUAGUUUAAGAAAGGGAUUCCUAAAAUUCCAAUUUGCGUCUCUGUGCAUUACACAUAUGGUUUUGUUGUUGGUAGUCUUCCAAGCACAUUUAAUCAUUAAUAAUGUUUUAAGUGGUUUAUUCUGGUUCUUGUUACCAUGUGGGUUAGUUAUAGUCAAUGAUAUAUUUGCCUAUUUGUGUGGUAUAACAUUUGGCCGCACAAAAUUAAUUGAAAUUUCCCCAAAGAAAACAUUAGAAGGUUUCUUAGGAGCCUGGUUUUUUACUGCAUUGGCCAGUAUAAUUCUAACGAGAUUGCUAGCACCAUUUUUAUAUCUAACGUGUCCAGUGCAAGAUAUUCACACAAAUUUCUUUACUCCAAUAACAUGUGAAUUAAACCCUGUCUUUAUCCCACAAGAAUAUAGACUUCCACCAAUUGUCUUUGAAAAAUUCGGUAUUUCUUCCAUUACCAUCAAGCCAAUAUAUUUCCAUGCAUUAAAUUUAGCCACGUUUGCCUCUCUGUUUGCUCCAUUUGGUGGAUUUUUUGCAUCUGGUUUAAAGAGAACUUUCAAAGUUAAAGAUUUUGGUCAUUCUAUUCCAGGACAUGGUGGUAUCACUGAUAGAAUUGACUGUCAAUUCUUGAUGGGAUCAUUCGCCAAUUUAUACUACGAAACUUUUAUUAGUGAGCACAGAAUUACAGUAGAAACUGUCUUAUCGACAAUCUUAAUGAAUUUGAAUGAAAAGGAAAUAUUGCAACUGGUCGAGACAUUGACAACCAUUUUGUUUAAGAAGGAGGUCAUUGAAGAAUCUAGUUAUAAAGAGUUAGCAUCUGUAUACAAUUCUCUUUCUCACUGA